UCAGUGUAGGUUGAACUUUGAAGCGCGUCACAUCGCCGCGUCCGUGGAACAAGUCGUCCGUAGAAGUAGAAUCGACUUUCGGGUUCUCGCUGAAUCUAGAACACAUACACAUAGCUACAGCAAGGGGUUUGGAGUACAGGACCUACCCUUAGGUCGCGUGUGUAGACUCAAGCAAGGACGUCGUCGUCGUCGUCGUACGAGAGGGUGUGUGUGUUUGUUUGUGUGUGUGCACUCGCCAGGAUAAACAAAUAGAAAGCUGUUGGGGGGGAAAGUUCUAAUAAAUUUAGCUCACCUGGUGGGGAUCGACAAUACCUUGGUGGUGGUGGUACAAAAGUGGUGUUAUGUUUUGCUUUCAUUUUCUUCUCUGGCUCGGUCACUCUCGAAGCUAAUCGAUUAGUGGGUGAGCUUGCAACGAAAAAGGAGUUACGACAAGAGGUGAACCCUUGCUACACUCCGGGUGCCGGGAUAACUGGAUUACUUGCGGUCCAGUAAACCACAAAAGGAGUGGAGCAGCACCAGGAAAAGUGAUGAAAAACGACGGAAUUGUUUGGCGGUGAAAAACGAGUGUGGGUUUUUCACACAUUCAACAGCUCAAGGAUCGUGCAAUCGAAUUUGUGUGAAAUUAAUUCCCGGUGAAAAGAGGAAAAAUAAAAAAUAAACCAUCGAAUAAUUGGAUUGAUUAAUGCGUUUCUCAUUGGAUAUCGAGAGCACGCAACCCCACAAAAAAAUUAAACAAAACAUAAAUCAAUUGGAUUUCGGUGAAAGUGCACGUUCGUCACAGAAGAAAACAACAUCAACAAAAAUAUUCAAUUGACAUGUUUAUCUUGGCGGGCAAGGAUGCGAGAAGCACCAGUUGAUUGCAGUGAUUAAAAGCAGUCGGGAAAUUGCUCGAGUGUGUGUGGAAAAUGGAAAAUUAAAAGUCAAUACACACAGGUUCAAGUGUGUGUGUGUGUUUCCCGCCGGAAAUGGGCGUUUGUGGAGGAGGCACGCGAGCGAUGCACCCGUGAUUUGCACUCGGAAAGUAAUUGCAGAAGAAUGGUGGUGGAGAAAAAAAUUAUAAAUUAAUGUCAGUGAAUAAUUCAGCUGGAUCGAGUGUGUUUGUUGGUGGACUGAAAGGUUCUCUCAUCGAACGAAUGGAUAGAGUAAUUGAUUCUUUGGCGAACCGUUAUUGUGCAUUGUGCUGAAAGAGUCAAUUGUGCAGUUAAGAUAAGUUGAACUUCUUCGGAAGCAUCCCACCAAGCCGUGCCCCGUCAUCAGUGCAAAUUCCGGACAAGGACGUCCCCGAGAACAGCAGCAAGCAAGCAAAAAAAAAAACACGAGAAAAGGGAUUUAUUUUAAUCAACCCGGUCACAUAAAUCUGGUUUCACUUUUCCUGGCAGCAGCAGCAGCGGCAGCAGAAACAGCAUCAGGCCAAGGCAGGCAGGAUAAAUUGCACCAUGUUUGAAUAUUCAGAAGGACGUCGUCGUCGGCAGUGACACCGGGAAAAACAAACAAGAAGAUUGAGGAAGGAAAAAAAAUCACAAAAUAAGGACAGCCUUAAGCCCGGGCGCCUAAUGGAGCUCUAAUCAACCGUGGAGGAUUGGGUGGGAUUUUGGGGGGUCCCUACUCUUCUGGUUCAACUUUGGUCACGUUUCCUGCUAGGAUAUUCUGUUUGAGAGUUUUUCUCCGGGAUAAGUAGCGUGGGGGAAAAAAGGUGCAACCUCGGGAUCGAAAACAAAAUCAGGCAAUCUGAUUUGAUUUCCAUGUUUUGAGCUAGAGAGAGAGAAAAAGUGGAGGAAAAAAAAGUAAUUCCAGCCGAAAAUAGGCCGGAUGGGGCCAAAGCGAUGUGAUUGUGUUGCAAAUUUGACCGCAGGAAGUUCGUGAAACCGGGCACCGGAAAUAUCUGGAAUUCGAAUGUGCUCCCGAGAAUCGUCAUUUCCCGGAAUUGGAUCUUGUUCCACCUGAGGGGUUAAACGAGCAAAACUACAACCGGUGCUAAUGAAAUCGUGCGGAAAUGUCCCUUCUAAUGGUGGUGCGGAAACGGAAGAAAAAAUGUGUCAUUAAAUUUCAACGAAGCAUCUGAGGGGGCCAGAUUAAGGAACCGCAAAGCCGCUGAAAACGUCCUUCGGGGUCAGGAUCCAUAUUAAAUCAUCCUGUGUAUGGUGCCAUUUGCACCACGACGACCUUUCCAGUGUAGAGUAGUGUGAGUGUGUAUUGGUGAGGGGGGGCUUAGGCCGGAAAAAAGCUAAUAGUGGUGAACAAAGAAGAGGAAGAAAAAUGGCGAUCUACGUGACAAAGCAGUAUUAUUAUUUAUGGAUCGUCAUCAGUCUCGUCGGGAUGCUGGAGCUGGGCGAGGUGGGCCGUCGAAGCGCCCUGGGAAGUGCCCUCGUCGUGCAGGCCGGUUCUGUCAUUGGCGAUGAAAAUGGUCCACUGUUUGAAGUACAAACAGCUGUCGGGCUGGACGUAUCGCUGCCGUGCGAUCUGCUGCCAACGACGAUGACGAUGAUGACCGACAAGGUGACCCUGGUCAUCUGGUACAAGGAAGGCAACAGCAAGCCCAUUUACUCAUUUGACGCCCGGGGUAAAAGUUUGCAGCAGGCGAUUCACUGGUCGGACGAGGCCGUCCUCAAGUCGAAGGCGUACUUCUACUACGAGAACAAUCCGCCGGCGCUCCGGAUAAAGAACGUCAAGCAGGAGGACGCCGGCUUGUACAGAUGUCGAGUGGAUUUCCAGAAAUCACCCACGAAAAACUGCCGGAUAGAUCUGGAUGUUCUCGUGCCUCCCUCCAAGCUGGUCAUCCUGGACGAGCAGGGGGCGGCGGUCCUGAACCAGCUGGUCGGUCCGUACCAGGAAUCGACCGACAUCAACCUGACGUGCGUAUCGAGCGGUGGCGUCCCGACGCCCAAAGUGACCUGGUGGCGGGAGCACGCCCUGCUCGACGACUCCUUUAUGAUCCUGCCGGACGGCACCGUCAAGAACGUCCUCUACCUGGAGAAGCUGAGCCGGGCCGAUCUCCACACGAUUUAUACGUGCCAAGCAAGCAACGGACACGUGGUGCCACCACUCUCCAGCACCGUCAAGUUGGACAUGAAGUUGCCACCGCUGUUCAUCACGAUGCAGGGCCUCCGGGACACGUUGACGGCCGGCAUCAAGACGCAGGUAUCCUGUCUGACGGCCGGAAGCCGGCCCGCGCCGAGCAUCUCCUGGACCAAGGGCACAUCCAUCAUCCGGGGCUCGUCGCAAACGACAUCCAACGAUGGAAACGUGACCGUGUCGGAGCUGGUGUUCGUGCCCGGACCGGAAGAUAAUGAAAAAUCAAUUACAUGCUCAAUUAGCUAUAAUGAAUUCGGCGGACCAACGAUCGUCCUCAAGGAUUCCCGCGUGUUGGACGUUAAGCAUGUACCCGUUAUUUCGCUUUCGCUCGGGGCGCCGCUCAACUCGCAAAAUCUGAUGGAAGGUUCGGACGUGUAUCUGGAGUGUGACAUCAAAGCGAACCCACCGGCGAAGAAGAUCGAAUGGUUCCAUAAUAACAAACUGCUUCAAUCAGCGCGCGGCAUAAUCAUCUCCAAUCAGACGCUGGUCCUGCAGAGCAUCACGAAGGCGACUCACGGCGAGUACAUGUGCAAGGCGGCCAACACGCUCGGGACCGUCACCAGCAAUCAACUGUAUUUGGAUAUCAAAUAUCCACCGGUUUGCAAAUCAGAAGCACAAAUAAUACGAGCUGCUGUGAAGCAAACAGUUAACAUCACUUGCGAUAUCGACGCUAAUCCGAUGCCCAACUUGCUGUUCCGGUGGCAAUUUAAUAACUCAUUGGAAAGCAUGCUCGAGCUUCCGCCGUACUCGAACAUCGAGGCCGAAUCGCACCACCAGCUGGCACUGGCCGAGACCGAGCACGGUUCCCACGGGGACUCCUCCUCGUCCCAUCCCCAUCACCAUCAUCACUCAUCGCAGUCCUCCUCGUCCGGAUCCACGGGCAGCAAUCAUAAUCUGCUGGUGGGGCCCAACCUGGAGGAAAUGGUCCGCAGGAAGCUCGAACGGCAACAGCAGCCACCGAAACCGGUCCCCGUGGACGGCCAGCUGUACAUGUACCGGAUCGAGUCGUUCACCAGCUUCGGGACCGUCACCUGCACCGCCACCAACACGUACGGCCAGAGUGGCCACUGCCUGUAUCACAUCCUGGUGGCAGACGUUCCUGAUCCAAUUAAAAGUUGCACCAUAUCCAAUGUGACCGCUUACACGGUGCACGUGUCGUGCCUGGCCGGCAAGGACGGUGGCAUCCCGCAGCAGUUCCACGUGGACAUUUUCGACGAGAACACGAAGAAGCUGCUGUUCAGCAUCACGUUCAGCGGGCCCGAGAUGCUGCUGAAAAAGCUUCCCAGUGAUACCAAGUUCAUCAUGAAGAUCACACCGUUUAACCUCCAAGGCACGGCACCCACCAGCUACCGUGUGAAAGCCCAGACGUUGCCAGCGCCGUUGCUGCGUACCGCCCCAUCGAAAGCGGUCCUGGUUCAGCUGACUCCACUGCUUGGCGCGCUGGUUGGUGCCGCCAUUACGCUCUUCCUGGUGGCGAUCUGCAUCAUCAUCUUUGUCAAGUUCAAAACGAAGAAGAAGCACCAUCCGGCGACCAACACCGAGCAGGACAAGGGCAGUGCCGAGCCGCUUAGCCGGAACAUUGGCAGCCACUCGAGCAUCGACGACAAAAAUCCGGACGUGAUUCCGCACGAGAACAGCGAGGACGACGACGAGAAGCAGUUCGAGCGGCUGGCGCUGGACUCGGACCGGCUCAAGUUCAGCCAGCCCCAUCCGCCGCAUCCGGUGACGGCGACGCCGGCGAUGCACUACUCGCCCACGCACCUGUCGCCGACCGGGAACGGGCUGAAAAAGCAGUUUGGCGAACUGUCGCUCACGACCAACCCGAGCUACGCGAUAUACAACUCGCCGGUGCGGAGCCCGUACGGCACCGCGGGCAACCCGUCGGGGACGACGACGACGACGACCGUGCUGCCGCCGGCGCGGACCACGUCCCCAAACAUCUACACAAGACUGCCUUUGCGUGACUUUACGCCCAACACGUACGACAGCAUGCUCAGUACGUCGCAGACGUCGUCCUCGGGUUACGCCACGUCGCAAAUUUACACCAAAAUGCCGCUGCUGACGACCAAUUAUGCCGAGCAGCUGGCAUCACUGGACAAAUGACAGCAGUAAGAUGCUUCCACGUGUAACUCAACAUUAUUCUGUCAAUUCGGUGUGCAGCAAAAAGAAGAAAGAAAGAAUAAGAAUGCUUCCGGGAGGCUUCUUGCCAUUCACGUCUAAUUCGCGAGAUCGAGACAAAUUAGUUAGGGAAUCGUUAGGUAAGAGCUAUUAAACUGAUCCGAAAGUCUAAACCGUAGUUGUGUACAUAGUUAGAGUCCCAUUUUUUUGUACAUGUAGCAUCUAAGCCUAGCUAAAUUAUUGUUGGAAAGAUGGUGAGGCAGAAUUUCAAAUACAUUUAUAAAUCAUUAGAGCGAUUUUACACCGAUCCGAAACUCAUCGUAGACAAAUUUAGAGGCAAAAUUGUUGAACAGUUUCGUCUGAUUUUAUCAAAACGCCCACACGAAAUGCGUUCGUCGAGUCGUUAUGUGAUUUUUUUUCUGUUAAAGUUCAGAAAACCUUUUUCUAGUGACUAAAUGCGGCCAUAAAACUUGUGCAAACACACAAGCAGCAGGAAAGUUAUUUGCGUUGUGUUUAUCAACGCUCCAGCUAGUUUUAAGUCAACACCAGAAAGAGAGAUAUAUCUAUCCGUGUGUGUAUCGAAGUUUUUAUUUACACAGGCAUCACCGGGUUUUAUUCUCAAGCAAACUCUCCUCUUUCACCUUCUGUCCACACACUGCGCGAAGGUGAUACGAAGGGAGAGUUUUAUCAUUGAAACUGGCCAUAUCUUGGACCUAACCGAAGGUGUGCGAUAAGUUGAAAAACAUCAUGCGAAAUACACAAACACAAACACACCACCACAUUUACAUUUCUAAGCGAGAUUAUUACCGCUUGAUGUGACGCUCGCUCUUUUGAAAAGGGAAGAAGGAUAUAUCAAACAGAAUGCCGGAAGAAAACUAAACAGGGAAUAUAGUUCAAUAAAUACAUCACACACAGACACAAAUAUCAUGCACACCGCAAACAGACGAUCUUUAUGAAAUAUAAGGUGAAAAAAAAACGAACGAAGAACCAAACCGCAGGCCAAGAGCAAAAGUCAAUAACCCAACCAAAAUCAUCAUAUCAUUUCAUAUCAAUUGAAUCGUAAAGCAAACAUCUACAAAUGCCAGCUGGAGGAGGGGUGAGGGCGGGGAGGUCGGUGAACUUUGGACUGGUUCAAAUUGUUAUUUGUAAUUUCUAUGUGAGAAAAAUAAGAACCGAUGAAGAUAUUAUGAAUAAAUAAAUUUUAUCGUGAUCAACUCGUCCAGCCAAAAUACACUUGGUUUUUAAAUCAAAUGAAAAAUUUAGAACUUAUUCUAUGUCGAAUCUAUGCCAUUAAAUUCAUCUAUCUCGUAAUAUAUGGAUGGAAAAUUUACUAUCAAGUCUCAUUUUAUGCUGGUUUUCAGUUAUUUUUGAAUAUAUUCUUUUAUUUGAAAAGAUCAUUAUUUCAAAAUUAAUUUUAUUUGAAAAAUUCAACAAAAUCAUUCAUAAUUCGCUUAUAAACAAUACAAAAAAACUUCAAGUCGAUAGCGUCAAACGUUCAACAUCAUUUCGUUCUGCCAUCAUUGAAAUAAUAAGAAUUCACAAAGAUAAUAAAUUUGAAUUUAAAUAUGCCAUGUUCACUGUCAUUUCUUGAUAAACACUAAAUAACUAAUUUAUUGGAACUCAUUUCAAGUCGAAAUUGAUGUAAUAGAAAAUGGGUCUUCAAAUCAAAAAUGGAAAACUUCAAAGUGGACCAAUCUAUAAUUUUAUAUUUGGUAAUAAUAUACCUGGACAAACUUAUGGGAAAUUUGGCUUUCCGUUACGAGGCUGAAAAACCAAGUCUGUCAUAUGGAAAUUGCCAAAAA
Culex pipiens pallens (northern house mosquito) is the source of this 6992-nucleotide messenger RNA. Its product is annotated as nephrin. The record is from RefSeq and is a predicted model, not a curated record. The transcript has 19 exons. Lineage: Eukaryota; Metazoa; Arthropoda; Insecta; Diptera; Culicidae. Bases 2257 to 5175 code for a protein of 972 amino acids. Gene Ontology annotation, molecular function: protein binding.